Molecule: messenger RNA, 2562 nt
Organism: Lycium ferocissimum
Lineage: Eukaryota; Viridiplantae; Streptophyta; Magnoliopsida; Solanales; Solanaceae
Product: fructokinase-1
Exons: 5
Coding region: 185-1648 (487 amino acids)
Source: RefSeq, a predicted model, not a curated record
CUCCUGGUGUAUUUUCUUAUCUACCCAGUCUAUUGUUCCUGCUACCUAUAUUUUCAUUUUUGCCUUGUUGUAUGCAAUUCAUUUUCCUAUCAAUCUAAGUGUAUGCCUUUUUCUUCUCUUUGCAUACACUACAAAUUAUCAAAUAUUUGUAUCCUUGUUGUAAUAGUGAUAGAGAAUUAGCUGAAUGCAUCAUCAGGCCACCAUAUCCCUCAAACCUUCAUCAUCUAAUUCUAUAACCCACCAUCACCAUGCCUUAUUAUCUCCCAUUUUCCAAAACCCUAGUUUUCUAAUAAUUCCCCCACUCUGUAAAAAGAAGAACCUUCGUUGUUGUUCAAUUCGAGGCAUUGAAAUCCCUGUCACUAAAUUCAACAAUACUAAUAAUAAUAAUAAUAGUAAUGGGUCUACAAAAUUGACAAGUAUAGCUGCUGUAAAAGAUGUUGAUAUUGCAACACUUGGUAAUCUAUGUGUGGAUAUUGUUCUUAAUGUGCCUCAAUUACCACCUAAGCCUUUACCCCAACGCCAAGCCUAUAUGGAACACCUAUCCAAAUCUCCUCCUGAUAAGCGGUACUGGGAGGCAGGUGGAAACUGCAAUGUGGCUAUAGCAGCAGCAAGGCUUGGCCUUCACUGCAUCUCCAUUGGUCAUGUAGGCGAUGAGAUCUACGGACGCUUCCUCAUUGAUGUGCUUAGUGAUGAGGGUAUUAGUAUAGUUGGGAUGAAUCAGCAGAGUGAAGUACUUAAUCUUUCAAGUUCUGACAAUGAAACACUACUGUGCUGGGUGUUAGUGGACCCUUUGCAGAGACAUGGUUUUUGCAGUCGUGCAGAUUUUAGGGCAGAUCCUGCAUUCAGUUGGAUGAGCAGUCUAUCUACAGAAGUAAAGAUGGCUAUUAGAAAAUCAAAGAUCCUCUUUUGCAAUGGUUAUGACUUUGACGAGCUCUCCCCUAGCCUUCUUGAAUCUGCUCUUGAGUAUGCUGUUGAAUCUGGGACAUCUAUCUUUUUUGACCCUGGACCUCGAGGUAAGAGUCUUAUCGCAGGAAGACCUGAAGAACAAAGAGCAAUUGGCAAGUUGUUGAGGAUGAGUGAAGUGCUUCUACUGACUUCCGAUGAGGCUGCAUCUUUAACUGGUAUCAAUGAUCCAAUUUUAGCGGGACAGGAAUUGCUCAAGAAUGGAGUUUGUACUAAGUGGGUAAUUGUUAAGAUGGGUCCGAAGGGUUCAAUCUUAAUCACCAAGUCGAGCAUAACUUGUUCACCUGCUUUCAAGGUCAAUAUUAUAGACACUGUGGGGUGUGGAGAUAGUUUUGUGGCUGCAGUUGCAUUUGGCUUCAUACAUGACUUGCCUUUGAGUUAUACAUUAACCCUUGCAAAUGCAGUGGGUGCUGCAACUGCUACGGGGUCUGGUGCUGGUAGAAAUGUUGCCAGUUUGGGGAAAGUCCUGGAACUAUUGAAGGAAUCAAAUCUGAAUGAGGAUGACAAGUUUUGGAAUGAAAUACUAAAUGAUAAUGUGAACUCCCAGGAUAAAACUAUAGUGUCAAAAAUGGUCGUAAAUGGUAACAGUCAGGUGAACCGUGUCUCCCUGCAAAAGGUGGUUUCUGAAGUGUUGCCUAAGCUUGAAUUUGCAACAGAGAAGGUUGUGGCUCCUUCAAAUGGAUGAACCAUUCUUGGGAUAAAUAGAUCUUGUAGAUGUUACCCAUUUUUGAUUGAUCGCGGCAUAAUCACCACUAUGGAAAGAAAUGCAUGAAGUGGAGGUGAUCUAGCUUGCUCAUUAUGAGGUGCACGGUUGUAUUACGGUUGCUGCCUUGCUGGUGGUCAAAUUGACAGUUUUGGUGAUAGAGUAAAAUGUCCAGAUAUACUAUUCAUUGAUCUGCUUGCAUGCAUGAUAGAGGAAUUGGCAGAUAGAUUGAGCAUUAAUGUUUGCGGGAAAUUGCAUGAUCAAGCAGCCUGUGAUUCUUGCUUGUUGAAGUUUUUGAUUGUUCCUACGUGCACACUUAAGAAGUUGUGCCUUGCUUCCUGUAAUUUGAUUCUUACAACAUCCAUUACUGCCUGGAAUAUCAGGUUUACUGUUCAUUGAAGCUCUCUGACAUACAGAAGGAAAAAUGGGUCAUUUGUUUUACAAUGGAUGCCAUGAGCUAUAUUUUUCUAGUGAAGGAUGUUGUGUAGAAGACACCAAUUAGUGUUUGCAACACGAAGGCCAUUAUCACCAUUUAUGAUCAAUAAAUGGUUGGGCACUAAAUUUGUGUCUCCCUUUCAAUCCGAUGCCCAUUGAGAGCAAUUCAACUUUCAUCAUUUGUGCAGGAUGAGUUAGUUCGCCAUUGACCAAAUGGGGGCAAGUGCAUAGAUAGCCGAUUUGGUAACUCCUAAUUAAGUCAUGGCAUAACUUAACAUUUUGCAAGUCUAGUCAAAUCUCGAUCCGACUCUUGACAUAUGCGUCCGAAGUUGCAAUAUUCAGGUCCGAUGUUACAAAUUUUAUUUCAAGUUUGGCGUAUUGCUUGUGGAAGCAAACUUUUAGACAUGCAGCACGGUGGUUGGCAUCACAUUUGUUUCUAUUAAUCUUUGCUUUUCAGUAAA